This is a messenger RNA of Notothenia coriiceps (black rockcod), 1902 nucleotides long. RefSeq names its product low density lipoprotein receptor-related protein 10 (gene lrp10). Gene Ontology annotation, molecular function: low-density lipoprotein particle receptor activity; protein binding. The transcript has 9 exons. Bases 145 to 1686 code for a protein of 513 amino acids. The record is from RefSeq and is a predicted model, not a curated record. Lineage: Eukaryota; Metazoa; Chordata; Actinopteri; Perciformes; Nototheniidae. Gene Ontology annotation, cellular component: plasma membrane.
CUCAGAACUUGUCAACAAGAAGGCCGACUGACAUGGUGAAGUCUAACUGAACAAACCUCCCAAAAUGGCUCUUCUUUGAUGUUUAAAAAAAAACCUUUUAAGUCUUUUAGCUUUUAUAUAUUUUAGAGGAGAAGCUUUACCACAAUGACCUUCACUUACAGCUUCUGUGCGCUCUUAGUUUUCACCCUGACAGCAUGCAGCCGAUUCGGGCCCACCUUCUGCGCCCCCAAAUGUGGGGGUUCCCUCCAAGUGUUGGACAGCAAAGAGGGUGAGAUCAGCAGUUCUACGUACCGCAGCUGGUCGUUCCACUAUGGCUCUCUGUAUGACUGCUGGGUCAUCAAGGGCUCGGAAGAAGAGCCCAUUGUUCUCAGCUUUUCCCAGUUUGAAACACGGUGUAGGAAGGAAUGGGUGUCGCUAAAAUCAUCAGCUGGCGGCGAGGCGAUUGUACUCUGCGGCUCCAAGCUGCCGCAACCAAUGGAGUUCCCGGGGGGAAACAUUACAGUGAUGCACCACUUCCUUCCGCAACGGUACCCUGUGUCGUCUUUCCGCUUGAACUACGCCAGAGACUAUGAUGAAUGCCCAGUAAGUUCUUUCGAGUGCCCGGGGGGGGGCCGCUGCAUCCCUUUCUCUUGGCGCUGUAACGGCCAGGUGGAGUGUCUAGGUGAAGGUGCGGGCCAGGGCGACGAUGAGCAGGGCUGUGAGGCAGAAGAGGAAAACCUUGAGCCAACAAAGCAUGGCCUCACACAGGCAGAAGAGACUCACACGGAGAGUAACCAGGACCGGGACUCUGACAAGCCUUUCCUGGUAGAUAAUGAGUCUGACCUGUGGGAGCUGCUGAAGGAGAGGGAGGAGGAGGAGGCCAGAGUGGAUCGAGUGGCGGCUCACACCCACAGGCAGCCCGCGGUGACGCCCACUCCCAUCGAAUGGCCCUGCGGAGGGCUCCUCCAGACCUUCUACGGGACCUUUUCCCCACCUGCCCUCCGGGGCCCCCCGCUGCUCUGCGUCUGGACUCUGGACCCUCAGGACUCGAGGCCCCUGAGACUGGACCUGCAGCAGCUGGUGCUCGGACGCGGGGACAGACUCUCCGUCUACAACAGAGAGAAAGGCAAAGGAGACAUUAUUAAGAUUAUCACCAGCGCCUCUAAUUACAAAUCGGUCCAAGUGGAGUCCCACACCGGCCUGCUGUCGAUGACCUACGAGACUCUUCCCGAGUCGGAGGGGAACGGCUUCAACGCCACGUUCCACGUCGGGACGUACUGCCCCCCCUGGGAGGGUCGGUGCGGGGGGGCGGCGGGAGGGUGCUUCACCCAGGAGCAGCGCUGCGACGGGAAGUGGGACUGUGCCGAGACGGGGAAGGACGAGGAGGGUUGCAGAGGCUGCAGCCCCAACCAGUUUGCGUGCGGAUUGGCAGGUCAGAGGUCAGUGGCGUCCAGUCGCCUCGCCGGGAUACCGGUGUGCUACCCGGUGACGGAGAGAUGCAACUACCAGCUGUACUGCGCUGACGGCAGCGACGAGAGGGACUGCACCGUGUGCCAGCCCGGGACCUUCCACUGUGACAGCGACAGGUGUGUGUUUGAGAGCUGGCGCUGUGACGGUGAAGGCAGCGUGGACUGUAAAGGACGGGACGGACGAGCUCACUGCACCGCAUCCUGCCACCGCAAGGUCAUCACCUGCGGCAACGGGUAGGCAGCCUGGUCUGUGGGCUGCUUGGUCAUCGCCAUGGGCUGCACCUGUAAACUGUACUCGCUCAGACCAAGGGAGUACAGCUUGUUUGCACCGAAUCAGCCGUCAGGAAGGCGCCAGCUGAUCCAGCAGCAGGCUCCGCCCUCCUACGGUCAGCUGAUCGCUCAAGCGGCAUCAUCCUCCCCCGGUGGAGGACUGUCCCACAGGAAAACCCCAACG